AAUUUUGAAUGGAGUACAGAAGUUAAACAACACCUCUUCGACGAUAUUUAGAUAUAGAAGCAAAAUGACUACCAGAGAGAGCACUACAGGAGAGGAUGACAAGCUCCUGGAAGAUGAAGCCACGUAUUAUUCGGUGCAGUGGGAGAAUGCUGGUCAUCAGAUCCAUUACAUUAAGCAAGAAAACUGGGAAGAAACGGGCUCUCAAGAAGACAAGACCUUCUUUCCUGGGCCUGGUAUGAGCCAUGCUUCACAAUCUGCAUCAGAGCAAAAUGUCAUCAGUACUUUGAACACUCCACUGCUCACACUCGAAUGUCAGGAAGAGGCACGAGUAGGCUCUUUGACUGAGGAGGGUCGUUAUUCUAACACAGUCAACCCUGCAGAAGCUCGAUGUGAGGUCUUGGUCGACCGUCUUACAAGAACCACCAGAGCCACUGAAGAACAUGGUGAAGAUCGUCAUGAUGCAAGGACUGAACGUACGGAAGAUAUCCAGAAGCCGUUUCCAUGCCCAGAGUGCGAUAAAAGGUUCCUUCGUAUAAGUGACCUAAAAUUGCACAUGAGGUACCACAACGGGGAAAAUCUUCACACGUGUGAGGAGUGUCAGAAGAAGUUUCAUUCCAAAUGUGUCCUCAGGAAGCACAUGGAGUACCACACGGGGGAAAAGCCCCAUGGUUGCUCAGUGUGUAGUGUCGGGUUCUUGAGAAAGAGUGCCCUCACGGUGCACAUGCGAAGGCACAAUGAUGAGAAGCCGUCUCAAUGUUCGGAGUGUGAUAAAAAGUUUCUUACAAAUAGUUGCCUUUCGAAACAUAUGCGAUUGCAUAAAGGAGAGAUGCAGAAAGGAGAGAUGCAUAACGGAGAUAUGCUUCAAGGAGAGAUGUAUAAAGGAGAGAUGUUUAAAGGAGGGAUGCAGAAAGGAGAGAUGCAGAAAGAAGGGAUGCUUAAAGGAGAGAUGCUUCAAGGAGAGAUGCUUAAAGGAGAGAUGCAGAAAGGAGAGAUGCUUAAAGGAGAGAUGCAGAAAGGAGAGAUGCAGAAAGGAGAGAUGUUUAAAGGAGAGAUGCAGAAAGGAGAAAAACAUCAGUGUCCCGUCUGUAAUAAGACCUUCAGUCAGAAGUGCUUCGUCAGUGUACACAUGAGAAUCCACAAUGGAAAGCCGCAUAGGUUCCCUCACUUCCUCAGGGGGUUACUCACCAAGUCUGAUCUCGCGCAACAGGUUCGAGCGCAAAGUGGCGAAGAAACGUUAUUGUGCACCAAGUGUCCUGAGUCCGAUCUCGCGCAACAGGUUCGAGCGCAAAGUGGCGAAGAAAUGUUAUUGUGCACCAAGUGUCCUGAGUCCGAUCUCGCGCAACAGGUUCGAGCGCAAAGUGGCAAAGAAACGUUUUUGUGCACCAAGUUACUCACCAAGUCUGAUCUCUUGCAACAGGAUCAAGCGCAAAGUGGUGAAGAAACAUUUUCGUGCACCAAGUGUCCUGAGAGAUAUUACACAAAAUCAGAGCUCUCGAAACAUUUCCUGUAUCACCAGACGAAAAAGCUUCGGUGUGGUAAGUGUGAUGAGGGAUUCACGUCAGAGGCUCUUUUUGCGGAGCACAUGAGGAGCCAUACAGAAAAGUCUAUGUGUGGUACGUGUGAUAAGGUUUUCACGUCAAAGGGUCGUCUUGCAAAACACAUGAAGUCUCACUUGUGUGCUGUAUGUAAUGGAAGUUUUAAGACAAAGGCCAUCCUUCUGCAACACAAACGAACGCAUACCAGAGAAAAACGAUUUGCGUGUCCGGAGUGUGGCAAGAAAUUUGCAAGGAAGGCAGGGGUGGCUGAUCACAUGACGUCUCACACUGGUGAAAAGAAUUAUAAAUGCUCACAAUGCGACAAAGCAUUUAGCAAUGCCAGUAACCUUGAGAGACAUAAGCUUACAGUACAUACCGGUGUCAAGGCUUUUUCUUGUUCCUUGUGCGAUAUCAAGUUCGCUGCCAAGUGGAGUUGCGAUGCUCACAUCGUGAGAUUUCACCCUGAAAAAUGUCUGUAUCAUUGUUCCGAAUGCAGUCGGAAAUUCCUCACAAAGGGUUCCCUGGAGGAUCACCAUUUGAGAAUACAUACCGAUAGUGAAGACACUGGGCCACACAAAUGCAAAGAGUGUGAUGAAAAAUUUGCUACAAUGGGCAGUCUACGUGAACACGCUUUGAGAAUACACCCGGAUGUUGAGCGUAACCAUUGCUCUGAUUGUGAUAAAACUUAUUCUUCGAAGGGCUGCCUUGUUUCUCAUAGACGGAUGUUUCACGCAGAGGGAAAGUUACCCGAGUGUGGGGAAUGUGGAAAACGAUUUUUUUUCGAAAGCUUCCUUGCGAUACCACCAAAGAGUCCACAGGGGUGAAAAGCCCUUCCAAUGUCCCGAGUGUGAUGCGAGGUUCCAUCUGAAGACCAUCCUCACUAACCACAUGAAGAUCCACUUACAAGAGAAACCUCACCAGUGCCCCAACUGCAGCAU
This is a messenger RNA of Strongylocentrotus purpuratus (purple sea urchin), 2473 nucleotides long. Its product is annotated as zinc finger protein 845-like. NCBI's taxonomy places the organism in Eukaryota, Metazoa, Echinodermata, Echinoidea, Camarodonta, Strongylocentrotidae. Bases 65 to 2359 code for a protein of 764 amino acids. The record is from RefSeq and is a predicted model, not a curated record. The transcript is spliced from 3 exons.